Molecule: messenger RNA, 8576 nt
Organism: Gymnodraco acuticeps
Lineage: Eukaryota; Metazoa; Chordata; Actinopteri; Perciformes; Bathydraconidae
Product: retinoic acid-induced protein 1
Exons: 4
Coding region: 194-6898 (2234 amino acids)
Biological process (GO): regulation of transcription by RNA polymerase II; circadian regulation of gene expression
Cellular component (GO): nucleus
Source: RefSeq, a predicted model, not a curated record
UGGAGGUCAAAAUAGAAAGAGAUGUUUUAUAUGAAAAGAGAAAUGCAGAAUGGCUGAACCUCAUUGGCGCUAACCCUUGUAUUUUUCUCUCUUUUCUUUCGCCCCCUCUCUCCUUGCCUUCAGAACCCCUAACCCCCCUUCCCCGUCUCACCUCACCUCCCCCUCCCAGCUCUGGCUACAGACGCAGAGAGUUAUGCAGUCCUUCCGUGAGCGCAGCGGUGGUUACCACAGCAACCAACCCUGCUACCAGCAGGAGCCUCAUGAAUUAUCCCGUCUGGAGACCUACCGGCAACACCCGCAUCAUCCCCACCCUCAGCACCCGCACCCAGGCCCCGGUCCACACCCAGUCCCUGGUCCACACCCAGUCCCCGGUCCACACCCAGGCCCAGGCCCAGGCCCAGGCCCAGGGCACACCAGGUCAGGCUAUGAGGCUCAUCCACUGGUGAACCCCACCACCAUGCCUCCGGCUGGGGGACCGGGAACAGCAGGAGUACCCAAGGACUGUUACAGUCAGCAAGCAUACCCUGGUUACCCUGGCAAUGGUGGAGGGAAUGGGAGUGGAAAUGGGAUCCCAGCAUCCUCGCAGGCAAAGAAAUCCUACAGAGGAAGCAAAGUGCCCCCACCAAACCCCGGACAACACCUACAGGGUCCCGGGGGCUAUAGUAACCACAUGGGCCCGGGGAGUUACUCAGCCCAGUAUAUGAGUGAGGGUCACCUCCAGCAGAAAUGGGAGGACUCAGCCCAGUUAGCACAGUAUGACCCAGAGAUGGUGGGGCGUAUGGAGGCUGGUGGGACCCCCGCACCUGUGUCUUCUCAGUAUAUGGACCAGAACAUGCUGGGCCACUCGCAGACCCAGUGCCACCAGCCCUCCACCCCUGCCUAUACUAGCCCCCACCAUCAGCCUCACCCCCCUAACCCUUCCCCCUCCCCUCUCAUGUACCCCCAGAGUCACCUUCAUUACCCACAGCAUUCACCCUCUCCUUCGCCAUACAUGGAAAAGUGCAGCCCUAUGCCCCAGUGUUAUAAAGGUUACAACAUACCCCCCAACUCCCAGUAUGGCAGACAAAUGAGCAGCCACAGCAAUCUGAAGCCAGGGGCUUACCGGUCGACCCAGAACAGUUACGGCUACCAGCAGACUCCCUCCAGAGGUUAUGAGCAGCAGCCCCCUUUACAGGCCAUGCCUAACCCCCAGGAGCCCCACCCUAAAUACCAACACUACAGCCAACCACAACAGAACUACUGUCUCUCUGAGCUGUCUGUCAGAUCACCAGAACAGUAUUAUCAGACCUGCAGCCCCUCCUCAAGCCACUCCCCUGCACGGUCUGUAGGACGCUCCCCCUCGUACAGCUCCACCCCUUCACCACUAAUGAUCAAUCCAGAGUCGUUCCAGUAUGUCCAACCUCCCAUGACCCCUGGGGCAGCUUCAUCCGCUUCAUCCUCUUCAGCUGGUAUACAGGAGCAAACCAAUACCAACACCAUGUUGAUGCCCCCACGCUCACACCCCUCACCCAAUGUGCCCCACGCAGCCCCCCACAUCUACACUACGACGCCACAGGUCCCCACCAUGAAAGAACGCUUCUCAGAGAAGCUGUUGUCAAACCCCAGCUUGUGGAGUCUGAAUGCCCUCACCUCUCAGGUAGAGAACAUCUCUAAUAAUGUCCAGCAGCUGCUGCUUUCAGAGGCUAUGGUGGCCAACAAGAAAAGUGGUAAGCGCAGCAGUGGAGGAAGCAACAGCAGUGCUGGAACUGGAGCAUCCACCAAAAAGGGUGAGGAGUACAAAAGUCCUGCUUAUCCAGAUGGGGGUGGUGGUAGUAUUGGCGGAGGCGCCAUGCAGGACCCUUAUUCUACACCACAGCACCAGCCAAUGCCCAUGGAGCUCCAGGAGGGAGGAUACUCCAGCAGUAGUGAUGAACAGCUGGAGAGGGGAUACUACUACUGUGGCCAGGGCAGAAGUCCAGCACAGGCCCCCAAUAACACACAACUCAGCCUGGACACAGCCUCUUCCUGCUCGAUGACAUCUCCAGAUGAUAUGUCCACCAGGUCUGGGGACUCAGGUCUGCACAACCUUACCCCUGAUCCUAAUAGAUGUCAGUCAUCGCAGGGAGGAGAUGGCAUGAGUACUCCAGUGAAGAGCAUUGGUGAUGAGAGGUCGCCGACAAGCUUUACAAUCCCUAGUCCUAUGAAACAAGAAAGAGACUCCCCUUCAGAUAUACAGCAUAUUAACGAGCCUGUCAAAGAGAACUUUGAAGAAUCAGCCUGGACGGAGAAAACGUCCGAGAAAGAGGAGGUGUCCACACAAAACACUCCUGACCAUGAAAGAGAUUCAGACACAACUAAAUCAACAGAGCAUCUGGAGAAAUGGUCAGAUGAAGAAAAAUGCCCAGCUCUCUACAGCAAAGUAAACGAAGAAGAGACAGAAACUAAAUAUUGCUAUAAGGAGACUGUGUACCAAGAGGCUCAGAGCAAAUAUGACCCUGAUACAAGAGACUCAGUUGAACAAUCCCCAGCAGCUCUCUCUGACACCAGCCACAAGGAACACUUUGGCCAUGAGAUGAAAUCCGAGGCGUUCAAGUCUGAGUCACCAACUGCGUCUGAGAGCUCAGUGAAAACGUUGCCUUUCAUUUCUAGGGGUGACCUUGAACAGGAUCAAUAUUCCACAGAGAAGGAGGACAGCUCAGAAAACCCCUCUCCCAGCCCCCAAGUUGAAGCCUUGGAUGAGAGCAACUCAGACAAAAGAGAAAGGAGAGAUGAUGAGGAUGAGGAAGAGAUGGAGGAGGAGGGGGUUGGACAGGAGGAGGCCAAUGAAGAGCAAGAAGAAGAAAUACAGAAACAACAACCUUCUCUUUCCCCUCCUCUGUCUGUAGAGGCAAGGGAGGAUCUCGGAGAGGGGGAGAAAGUGUCAUCCACUGAGGAACACAUGAAUAACAGAGAUGGGCAAGAAAAGCCUCCUGGAGAUUUCUGCAGCAGGACAGAGAGUGAGAGUACUGAGCUCCAGACUGACAACGAGCCUUCAGGGGCGCAUGCCCAUCCAAAUGCAGCAGCAGCAACAGCAGAUGCUUCUGCGAGAGAGUCAGCCAUUGGGGACACUGCUCCCCAGCCUCAGUCUGCUAUGCCAGUUUUUUCGGCUCUCAAUGACAAGACAACACCUUCAGCUCAGACCAGAGAUCAUAUUGAUCACAUUGACACUAAAGUAUUGGAGCCAGAUUCUCCUCAGCUGCCAGGAAAGUCAAUACUUCCCUCAGCCCCCUCCUGGGCUGACACUCCACCCUCCCCCAAAAAAGGUGAUGAGGACAUGGAGCCAGGCAUCAGCUGCGCCAGUGCUGUGACCCCUUUGGCCAAGCCAGAACCUGUGGCCCCAUCUGCUCAGCCGAGGGCAUUUGGACGUAAGCAUGCCAGGGGCAGGAGAAGAAUCAUGCAUUCAGGUGUGGGAAUCAGGCGACAGCAAGGCUUGGAAAGGGAGGGGGAAAAGGAAGAGGAAGGAGCCUCUUCACAUACACAGAAGCUCUGCGUGCCUCUAAGCAAAUUAGAGCUGUUUUCAGAUCAAAUUGACAUAACUCAUCAAGAAUCUAUUGUGAGCCAAACUCCCAAAAUGCUAUCUGAUGGUUUUCGUUCAAGAAUGUGUACUCGCUCAUUCAAUGCACCAGAGGUGCCACCCAAGGUUGAGCCUCAUGUAAAGAGAAAACCAGGCCCAAAACCAGGACCAAAGCCGGGACUCAAACCUGGGCCAAAACCAAGUCCAAAACCAGGGCUUAAACCUGGUCUAAAGCCUGGACCAAAGCCCGGGCCAAAACCUGGACCUAAACCAGGACCAAAACCUGUGCAAAAUGAACCUGAGCUGCCACAGAAAAUUGAGACUCCUGUGAAAAGAAAACCAGGACCUAAACCAGGUUCAAAACCUGCGCCAAAACCUGGACCAAAACCCAGUCAAAAAGCAGCUCCAAAACCAGUACCGAAGCCUGGACCAAAGUCUGCAGAUGUUUUGCCCCCUGAUGACACCUCACCCAUCAAGCCCUCAGUUGGUCGCCCCAAAGGCUCAGUUUCGAAAGCAAAGAUCGUACAACAAGAAGAAAUCAUUCCACCUUUGCCAGACUUGCCUAGCAGGGUCAGGAAGAGCCCAACAGUUACAAUAUCACAAGUAAAUCAGGAUGUAAAAGCAGUAAACCAGGAAGAAAAUAAACCAAACCCGGAGGUUAAGGCACCAGAAAAGGAGAGUAAGAACAUGAUAUUGAGAUCCAGAAAGCCCUCGCAAGAAAAACUGUCAAAAGAAAAAAUCAAAGCGGAAGAUAUUCUGCCCCAGACAUUGACAGAAAUUAAACCCAGUGAUGAUUCACCAAAAGUAGAGGAGUCUGAUAUUUUGGAACAACCUCCAACUCCUAUUCCUAAUGCAGUCAAAAACAGAGAUGUUCCAGCAGACCCACCCACACCACUUGCCCAACCAGUCCCAACUGAACCAUCUGAAGAAAAGACAUCACUUCCAUUGAAACGGAAAACAAGCCCAGAACUUUCUACAACACCAGUAAAGAAAAAGAGAGGUCCGAAGCCCAAACCAAAAAUCAUACCACCCCAACCCCCUCUGCUGGAACAGGUUGUCUCCACACCUAAAGAGAAAGGUGUCAGAGGUACCAGAAGAAAGCGAGGGCCACCCAAGAAAACAUCUUCAGUCGCUCCACCACCCAAAGACACUCCUCCAAACAUCAGUGAAACUGAUAUCGCUAGUGAUGUGCCUGUGGUGCCUCCUCAAGGCCCCACUAGAACGAAAGUUCUCCCACCACGCAAAGGCAGAGGACAGAAGUACGAGGCCAUGGUGCAGAAAAUAACAUCUCCUAGUUCGAAGAAACACCUCCCAAUUCCUCAGAUAGACACUAAUCUAACUGAUGAUGUGACAGCUAAGGCUUUGUCUCAACAUGUCUUAAAGGAAGGUGAGGCAACUAUGCUCAUAAAUAGCACUGAAAUUAUAGAGGGAGAAGUCAAAAGUAUAGAGUCUAGACAAGAGGGAGUGAAACAACCUGAAGGAGUGGAUAGAAAAAAGGAGAUUACACGAGAAGAAGAAAAGCGUGAGGUUAUUCAAGAGGCAGUAACACCAGAUGAAGUGAGACAACGGGUGACAGAAGAGCUAUUAAAUAAGGCAGAGACAAGACAACAAAACUCUGAAACAAAGACACAACAGGAUCCUGGAGCUGACAAGGUUUGGAGCUCAAUAGACCCCCAAGAAGAAGUCAGGGCUCCAGGAGAUUCUGCACUACAGGCCUUAGAAAGUGUAUCUUCUGCUUCCAAGUCCUCGAGAACUAAAAGGAAGCGAUGGGCAAUGGUGGAGAGCACAGAUGCCACAGUAGUAGCCUUGGAAGCAGGGAGCCUAAUAGUUACAACACCAAGGCUGGCCAAGCAGAGGGCCAUUAAAAACAACCAUGAGAUGCAUCUAAAACAGAGGAGAAAGAAGAGAAAAGGCCAAGCUUCUCUGGAAGAAACAGAGACAGUUGAGGAGACAAAUAUUGAAACAGCAGAACAACAACAUGAGAAGGAAGAAGAGAAGGUAACACCCACAGAGCCCACAAGACCUCUGCCAAUCAGCACAGAUGAGAUUACAGAAGCCCCCCAGGUUACAAGCACAGAACUCAUUAAGAAACCUAGGAGAGGCAGAAAACCUUCCACAAAUCCAAGUAAGAGAAAACGAGGAAAAUCCUCAUUAGAGCAGAUUCCAGGAAAGCCAAUGAAAGUCCACAAAAAGCCUGGGCCAAAACCUGGGAUGAAAGAUGCCAUGGAGGUUAUUGAGGCAGUAGUAAGGGCUGCAGGGUGUGAAAGUAUCCAAAAAGAGGAGAGAGAAAAAGAAGAAAUGGAAAGAAGAGAAACAGAAAUAGAUGAAAGAUCUGAGCCAUGUAUCAUGGGUCCUGUGGUAACAGUAACAGAAAAACAAACUGAGAUUGUUACUAUGAAAAGAAUCAGGCGCAAACCAGUCCAUCAAAAUCCCAAUAUGUCUUUCUGUCCUUAUGUAAGGAUUAACAACUCCAGAGACUUCUCUUCUUGGUGUGCCAUAGUCAACAAGCCUGAAGAUGCAGUAAUCUUUCAGAGACGUAGAAAAAAAGGCAUUCUCAGAAUGAGAAAUCCUUUCACAGUUGCAAAAGGUGUGCCAAACACUGCUGCCAUGCUACAGGGACCCUUGGUAAAAAUGAAUCUAAUUGACAAGUGUCUUACAUGUUGCCUCUGCGGAAAGCCAGCAAAUUACAAAGACUUAGGUGAUUUGUGCGGCCCCUACUACACAGAGGAUUGCGUACCACGGAAGAUUUUGACCAUGGAGCACACAGAGUCCCUCAGGGAAGAGUCACAGAAAACCGACGACAAAAACAGUAGCAGCAGUGACGAACCGAGCAACUCUUUAAAGAAUGAGGGCGAGGGCAGCACAGAAAAGGAGGGCGGUACAGAGGCGUCAGCUCAAGAGGGCAGUAGUAGCAGGCACCAUCAUUGGCGCUAUCGGCGGGCAGAAAGAGCCGAGAGAACGGGUCAGGAGGCUGGUCCACGAAGAUUAAAGCUCCGAGAGAGGUUCAGGAGGAUGCAGCAGCUUCAGGCUGUCAGCUCAGGGGCCUCGAGUGACCAAGAGAGGGGGGGCAGUGUGUUUCAACGGCUACAAGUAGAAGCAGAGAGUAAAGAGCACUGGGCCCAUGAAAACUGCACCAUCUGGACCAAGGGGGUAGUAAUGGUAGCUGGGAGGCUCUACGGACUGAGGGAGGCUGCCAGCAACUCAGCCCAAGCGAGCUGCUUCAAGUGCCAGAUUGUGGGGGCGUCCCUCAGCUGCUGUUGGAGAGGAUGCUCUCAUAAAUACCACUAUGUCUGCGCCAAAGAGAUAGGCUGCACAUUCCAUGAGGAUGACUUCUCCAUCAAAUGUCCUAAACACGAGGACCUGUAAGAUAUUCCAGUUCAUCACCUCCAACACAAACACCACCUCUCAGCCAGAAAGGCGUCACUUAUCCAGCAAGGCAAACAGAGAUGUUGUCCUAACAGCCACCUAUACCUAAAAAACACAAGGAUGACUGACGGCGGACAGGCACAUCAAGCCAGUGGAGAUGGGGGAGGGUAAAAAGGCUGCUCUGAGGUGGAGGUAGGAGCAAUACAAACCCCGGGAGAAUGGCUCCGCAGAGAACAGCUGCUCCCUGAACCCCGGCCCGGAAACGUGUUUUCUCAACUGAGCCCCUUACUGGGAGGCAGAAGGCAGCGGCACUGUUUAACAGGAGGAAAGACUGCGCUUUGGAGACUGUGAAUCUAGAGCCCAGUGCACAGGGGGGGCUCCUUUAAAUGCAGAGCGAGGAACGUGUGUGUGUUCUGCCUUCGGAUGGGUUGCUAUCAUAUUCAGACACCUGGCGGACAGUGAUUGGACAGGAGCAUCCCUCUGGCCACCUUGUCUGUGAGCCAAGAAGUGUGUAUGCGUGUGUGUCUGUGCGCGUGUGAGUGGGAUAAUCACAUUGUCAUUCUACAGCCACACCCAUCCGUGUGUUUGGGCAUUAUGUGUGAGUGAAGAAGUUCGUCUCCAAGAUGUCAUUGCAUCAAAAAAGCAGCAGCAGCAGCCAACCACUGGAUGUACUAUCUCAAUGUGUGUGUUUAAAACAAGAGAGAAAACGAAACAAAAAAGGAACUGUACAUGAUGACGUGCUUUACAGGUUCUAAAUAUUCUGAUAUUGAAGAGUUCCGGAAAAAAAUGGACGCAGUAUUUUACUAUAAUGCUCUUAUCUUCGGAGAUGUAUUUUGAUGUGCAUUAUGACUAUACAACAUCAUUGCGUCACUCUUGGUAUAUGUCAGGCUUUGUUGUAAUUCCGAAAUUAACAGAAAAAAAUGAAAAAACUAAACUCUGUUCAAGAGUGUUACCCCAUUUCAACUGUGUGCACAUUCAAUAUACAGUAGACGACGCCAUCAUCACUCGACAGGUUGCAAAUCGGGGCUCCGAGGGUCCAACCGGGAGUCAGGUCAUCUCACCUCAUAUCUAUGUACAGUUCAGAAGUAUUACUGUUAAACAUGGCCAUCAUGUAUGAUUAUUUCACCCACAACAACAUCGCAGAAAGACACACAUUCACUCCAGAUUUCAUAACACUCCCGUCUGUUCGUGUAUCUCAGAUGUAGCCUCUUUCACUCUUCCAUGCUAUGUAACAACGCCCUGGACAGGGUGUGAGAUUAAGUACUGGUCAUAUCAAAAAGAGACAUAUUUAAGUAUUAGAGCAUAAAAGAAAGUGCAAAAACGCCACACCAAACGUUCUCUUUUAUGAAGCUCAUUAUUUAAUGGUGUAUAUAAGUAUUUGAAGCUGUUUAAAUGUAAGAUGUGAUGUACUAUUAUAAUUGUGUAUAGUAUUUCCUAGAGAUGUUUAUUUUCUAUAAAAUGGAAUAUGUUAUUGCUUAUAAAAUGUUAUUAAAAGAAUCCAUUGAUGAAAAAAAAUUACCUUUUUUGGGAAUGUCACUUGUCAUAAGUUGGAGCAUGUCGUUUUAUUGAUUUCCAUGUCUAUUUGUUUGAAAUCGAUGACACAGCAUCACUUUGUUUGAAAUGUUUUUUGUAACGCCAAUGUUAAAUAUACCAGCACCUUUCAUGCUGCUAUGACCAA